AUGGGGAAUCCAACAGCCAAACCUCCCAAGCGUGGGCGCAAGAAGCUUUUCUGCGCCAGAAAACCCAAGACUGAAGCCAAGGAUAGGAAAGCUCGCUCUUUGUCUCCCAAACCAACAUCUGUUGCUUCUGUGACUCCACGACCAUCUUCCAGUCGUCGUCCUCCUCGCCGUGCUUCCACUGGUCAGCUAGAGAACAACCAUGUGACUCCUCCUGCAGCCUGUCGAUCCAGCACUGGUGGUCUGGUUGGAGGCUUGACUGAGGAACAACGCCGGCGACACCAGGAAUUGGAUGAUGCGCUUCUAGCCAGCGACACGGAUGAUGACGAGCUUGAGGAUCCAGACCUUCGGCGUGCUGCACUUGACUCUGACACUGAUCAUGAUGAUGACUCUGACAACGAAGGAGAUCUUAGUAAUGAUGAGUGGAAACUGGAUGAGGAAGAUGAGAUAUUUCCGAUGGAGUCACUCUUGAACAUGUCUCGCUCUUUGCGAAUGGCUGUCGCCAACUUGUUCUGUUAUCUCUAUGACUAUCCUCCUGAGUCUGAGUGGAAAGGCAAAGGCAAGAUCCAGCCUGACAUUCAAAGGCGAUUGGAAUUGGCAUCGGAUGCAAAACUCCUCCAUAUCUUCCGUGACAUUGUCUACUGUCGCGAGAAUUGCAUUGAUUCCUCAAGUGGGAUAACAGAGGGAGGAGUCAAUAGUGCUGAUACUAAGGCAUUGGGGGGCAAAGUUAGAAACGCCUAUUGUGGGGCUGAGUGUGGCGCCAUGCUUUGUGAACAACUGAUACUCAGCAACAUUUCCUUGGCAAAUGGGAACAUGCAGUGAAGAAGCGAUGAAUAUCUCCGCUGAUGGACGGAAGGUUCCCUGCAUGUCCCCCGGUUUCACAGAGCUUAAUAUGGACCAAGUGGUCCUUGUUGUGAAGUUUUGCUUGUCUCUGUAAAUGUAGUGGUUCUUCCAGCAUUGCAACAGGAUCAUCCCGAGAGUGUACCGCCAGAAGAGGCACCUGCAAGUCCUUGAGACGCCACAUUGGGAUGAGCUUGCUUGGAUCAUCC
Messenger RNA from Seminavis robusta, 1046 nucleotides. NCBI's taxonomy places the organism in Eukaryota, Bacillariophyta, Bacillariophyceae, Naviculales, Naviculaceae. The record is from the annotation of a GenBank genome assembly.